AUGCCAUUAACACAUAAAUCUUCACCGUAUAUGAAACGGUAUCGUUUACCUUCAUUAAAAAUUACUUCAUCAAAUGUUAGACGAUCACAAUAUUAUGAUGAUUUAAGUUCUCCAGAAGAGGAAGAGUCUGAAAAAAUAUUAUCUCAAAUAUUAAAGUCAAAAAAAGAAUUUGACAAUUUAAAAACUUCUUUAAUAAAAAAAGAUAUAUCAAAUAAUGUUAUUGAUAAUUCGUCUAUAUCUUUAGUAAAUAAGAAAGAAGAAGAAAAAAUUGUUAAAAAUUUUGAUAAUAAAUGUAAUAAUAAUAGUAAUAAUAAUAAUAAUAAUAAGGAACCAUUAAAAAUUGAAAUAGAAAAGGAUGGUGAUAAUAAAAAAAUAGGAGAAAUUCAAAAGGUAAUUCAAAAUGAAAUUGUAAAUUUAGAAAGACGAUUUAAAGAAUUAGAAUUAUUAAUGAAAUUUUAA
Molecule: messenger RNA, 459 nt
Organism: Strongyloides ratti
Lineage: Eukaryota; Metazoa; Nematoda; Chromadorea; Rhabditida; Strongyloididae
Exons: 3
Coding region: 1-459 (152 amino acids)
Source: RefSeq, a predicted model, not a curated record